CCUCUUUGUCGCCUCUUUUGUCAACGCCUUCUGCAGCGCCAAGAAGAUUACACUCCAGAGUUACUGUGGAAGUUCGAACCAAGAUAAGCAAGAUGGAGUCCCAAGCACAACCGUCCCAGGUCGAGGGUGCGAUCCCGAGUUCGUCAGUUCCCACGACGGAGUCAAAGCUACAAGUCGGCUUCGUCGGGCUGGGCAACAUGGGCCGGGGUAUGGCCUUGAAUCUCGCCAAGGGCCUGCAGACCAUGUCACCCUCUCUGAACCACCUGAUGGUAUAUAAUCGAACUACCGCCAAAGCCCAAAAGGUCAAGGAGGAGGCAGGCGGCGCGGUGCAGAUUGCGCAGAGCGUUGAGGAAAUCGGCAAGCGCUGCCAGAUCGUCUUUGUCUCCAUCAGUAACGAUGAAGCUGCCCUUGAUGUCUUCACUCGCCUGUGCAAUGGGGAAGAAGAAUCUCGAGGAAAAACAAGAGAGGAAAGGAAGGAUCCGAGUAACACCAUUUUUGUCGACACCAGCACCAUCUACCCUGCGACCACUGGCCAGAUUGAGCGCUUUGUCAGUGCUCAGCCCAGGAGGCACUUUAUUGCCGCCCCCUGUUUUGGUCCCCCUCCCAUGGCUUGCGCUGCGUCGCUCAUCUUUGCCGUCGCUGGCCCGUACGCGAGCAAGCAAGCCAUUGCCUCCCUCCUCGUUCCCCAUAUGGGCCGAAAGAUCAUGGACUUCGGCUCUAAUCCUGAACGUGCAGCAACGUUCAAGCUAAUUGGCAACAGCAUGCUUCUCGGAGUGAUUGAGCUGCUCAGCGAGACCAUGACGCUCGCGGACAAAACUGGCGUAGGAUCCGAUCGCUUCUAUGAGUUCAUCCAGGAGUUCUUCCCAGCGCCAUCUGCCAUCAGCUAUGGCAAAAAGAUCCUGACGAAUGCGUUCUCCGGCGAGGAGGGAUUCUCUCUCGAUGGAGGUAUUAAGGAUUGUACGCACAUCCGCCGCUUGGCGACCUCGGUUGACUGCCCAAUGGGCGUGAUGGACCAAGCACAUGCGCAUAUGAUCGCUGCGCGCGCGAACGGCGGCGGAGACAAGGACUGGAGCAGUCUCGUCGGUGGACAGCGGUUGAGCGCAGGCUUGGAUCCAUGGGAAGGCAAGCGGCCGGGCUUACUGAAGCAUUAAAGGGCGUACGAGAGUUCACAAUAAGUAGUUACAGUGUCGUACCAAUACAACUGGCAGAUCGUUAU
This is a messenger RNA of Tilletiaria anomala UBC 951, 1216 nucleotides long. Its product is annotated as NAD(P)-binding protein. Lineage: Eukaryota; Fungi; Basidiomycota; Exobasidiomycetes; Georgefischeriales; Tilletiariaceae. Gene Ontology annotation, molecular function: NADP binding; oxidoreductase activity, acting on the CH-OH group of donors, NAD or NADP as acceptor; NAD binding. The transcript has 4 exons. Bases 93 to 1151 code for a protein of 352 amino acids. The record is from RefSeq and is a predicted model, not a curated record.